Molecule: messenger RNA, 916 nt
Organism: Leptidea sinapis
Lineage: Eukaryota; Metazoa; Arthropoda; Insecta; Lepidoptera; Pieridae
Gene: mRpL24
Product: probable 39S ribosomal protein L24, mitochondrial
Exons: 6
Coding region: 73-834 (253 amino acids)
Biological process (GO): translation
Cellular component (GO): ribosome; mitochondrion
Molecular function (GO): RNA binding; structural constituent of ribosome
Source: RefSeq, a predicted model, not a curated record
CUAAGUUGAAUCUUAAAUCUUUAAAAUACUUACCCUGUAUGCAUUUAGUAUUUUUAUAUAAUAUUUGUAAACAUGCGGAUUUUCACGUAUUUAUCAAAAAAAGUUGGUGAUCUAACGGUAAAAUAUUCGAAUCUACCCGAAUCUUACAUAAAAAGGAGUUAUGAACAGGUUUAUUGGAGGAAUCCAAAAGGAUAUCCGCAAUAUCCCGCUGCACAAAUAGCGCGAAAGAAAUUUCGAUUCACGACUCACAGACCAUGGACAGGCCCAUUUGCUAGACAGAAUGAAAGAACAACAAUGAGGAAGAAGGUUUUUAUUGAACCAAUUAAAGAAUGGAGUUUUUUUAAGGGAGACAGAGUUGAGGUGAUGGUGGGCAAAGAUAAAGGAAAGCAGGGCCUUGUGAUACAGGUGAUUCAAGAGAGAAACUGGGUGAUUGUGGAAGGACUUAACACACAUCUCAGAAUUGUUGGUAAAGACAAAAAUUUCCCAGGUAUAGUGGUACAGUCAGAAGCACCACUCCUGGUGACCACCGGUGUUAAGUUGGUGGAUCCAGAGAGCUUAAAUUCGACUGAUAUUGAGUGGAGGUAUACCGAAGAUGGAGAUAAGGUUCGAGUAUCAAAGAGUAGUAGCAGAAUAAUACCGAUACCGAAGGCGGCGGGCGAGACCAUAGACUACAAGAGCAAGGAGUUGUACAUAGAGAAUGUUGAUAAGGAUACAUUAGCAGUUGAUGCCGCUAAGAUAUCGUUCACUCCAAAGCUACGGACAUUUGAAAUGGACAUCAUGGAAGAGAUGAAUAUUAAAGAAGACCGGACCCCCGCUAAGUCUUACUGGUAUUAGAUACCACAGAUCUUGAAUUCUGUGCAUUUGUGUGAAUAAUUGAAUGUUGUUGUAUAAAUUAGAUUAAAGUUAUAAAAAUGUC